AUGGAAAGAGGUUGGCUCCAUGGGGAGGGAUUCCUCUUCUGCCUCAUUCUCCACCUGCUGCUUCAAGGAAGAGCCGACAUUUUUACCAUCAAUUGCUCAGGGUUUGACCAGCAUGGGGUGGAUCCUGCUGCCUUCCAAGCAGUGUUUGACAGAAAGGCCUUUCGUCCAGUCAUCAACUACAGCAUUCCCACUCAAGUCAACAUCUCCUUCACCCUGUCUGCCAUCCUGGAAGUGGAUGCACAGCUUCAACUGAUGACAUCAUUCCUGUGGCUAAAUCUGAUCUGGUACAAUCCAUUCAUCAGGUGGAACCCUGAGGAAUGUGGGGGCAUCAGCAAGCUCAGCAUAGCAACUGAGAACCUGUGGCUUCCAGAUAUCUUCAUCAAUGAGUUCAUGGAUGUGGAUCAAACACCUACAGGGCUCAUGGCUUAUGUCAACAGUGAAGGGCACAUCAGAUAUGAUAAACCAAUGAAGGUGACCAGCAUCUGUAACCUGGACAUCUUCUAUUUCCCCUUUGAUGAACAAAACUGCACGCUCAGCUUCACCUCUUUCUUGUACACAGUGGAGAACAUGGUCCUGGGCUUGGAGAAGGAAGUGCAGGAGAUUUCUAACAUAUCACAGAACCUCAUUCAGAACAAGGGGGAGUGGAUACUUCUGGAUAUCCGCCAGACCACGUUGAAGAUGGCCGUGGACGACAGCCAGUACGACCAAAUCACUUUCUAUGUGGCCAUCAGGCGCAGGCCCUUCCUCUAUGUCAUAAACCUUCUGGUGCCCAGUGGUUUUCUGAUGGUCAUUGAUGCCCUCAGCUUCUUCCUGCCUGCAGAAAGCGAGACACGUGCCCCAUUCAAGAUGACCCUUCUGCUGGGCUACAAUGUCUUCCUGCUCAUGAUGAAUGACUUACUCCCGGACACUGGCACCCCCCUCAUCAGUGUCUACUUUGCCCUGUGUCUCUCCCUGAUGGUGCUCAGCCUGCUGGAGACCGUCUUCAUCACCUACCUGCUGCACCUGGUCACCACCCAGCCCCCACCUAUGCCCCGGUGGCUCUAUUCUCUGCUUCUGCACUGCACCAGCCCAAGGGAACGCUGUCUCACUGCACCCCAGAAGGGAAACAAGGGCCUGCGUCUCACCCCCAACCAACUGCCUGGUAACAAAGAGCCCAUGGAGUUGGUGUGGAAGGUGCCAGGUCCCCAAGAGGCAGAGCUAAAUGGGUGCCCUGAGUCAACAAGGGGCCAACAGGAAGAUGAGGCUCAGAAGCAGCACUUGGUCAGCCUGUGGGUGCAGUUUAGCUACAUGAUGGACACCCUGCUGUUCCGCCUCUACCUGCUCUUCAUGGCCACCUCCAUCACCACCAUCAUUGUCCUCUGGAGCACCUAGGCAGAUGCCUAUCUGCAAGCUCCAGCCUGGAGCUUCUCUUGCCUCUGGAAACCAGCGAGGCUCUCAGGCCCAUCCAUACUCCAGCCUCACCUUAUUUUUAAUGUAGUCCUUCUGUGCAGUCAGGCCAGGCCUGGAUGGUUUCCCAUACCCUCCCAGAGUUAGGUCCUUGCUCCUGCAUGCCAUCAACCCCCUCAGCCUUCCCAUAAGUCUUGCCUGCCUGACUCCUCAGGAAUACUUCAUUGAUUGAAUCAC
This is a messenger RNA of Myotis davidii, 1623 nucleotides long. Its product is annotated as 5-hydroxytryptamine receptor 3C-like. NCBI's taxonomy places the organism in Eukaryota, Metazoa, Chordata, Mammalia, Chiroptera, Vespertilionidae. Gene Ontology annotation, cellular component: neuron projection; membrane; synapse. Gene Ontology annotation, molecular function: transmembrane signaling receptor activity; extracellular ligand-gated monoatomic ion channel activity; neurotransmitter receptor activity. The record is from RefSeq and is a predicted model, not a curated record. Gene Ontology annotation, biological process: nervous system process; regulation of membrane potential; chemical synaptic transmission. The coding region runs from base 1 to 1371 and encodes 456 amino acids. The transcript is spliced from 9 exons.